Culex quinquefasciatus (southern house mosquito) is the source of this 4221-nucleotide messenger RNA. Its product is annotated as proprotein convertase subtilisin/kexin type 5. The record is from RefSeq and is a predicted model, not a curated record. The coding region runs from base 112 to 4176 and encodes 1354 amino acids. The transcript is spliced from 13 exons. NCBI's taxonomy places the organism in Eukaryota, Metazoa, Arthropoda, Insecta, Diptera, Culicidae.
CCAGAUGUCCUCUUGAAACGGUUCGGUUCGGUCUAAGCGGUAACAAGCAGUGUGUGUGUUUUCGAAGUGGUUCCCAGGAGAAAGGAUUAACUUAGCAGCAGGAGGAGCAGGAUGGUUCGGCAGAAUUGGAUCCUGUUGGCAGUAGUUGGAGCGGUUCUGAUCUACGAAGCCAGUGGCCUCAACUGUAUAGUGUGCAGCAACGAAGAAGCAGGAUGCACCGAUGGAACAAAACAAGCUGAACUCUGUGCUGGAAACGAGGUUAGCUGCUUUGUAAGGCUCGUAGAUGAUAAAGUCAGUCGUGGUUGUACUGCUGAUGAAACAACCUGUUCUGAUAAUGAUGGAACGAAAUGUAAAAAAUGCAAUGAUGACAUAGCUGCAGGGUGCAACUCCUUCAAGUGGCUCCAGUGUCACAAAUGUGCCACCACGGACGCGACCUGUUCGGAUGCGAAACUUGGAACUGGAUCGUUUUGCAAUACGUUCAUAACCAAUGACAGAUGCUACGAACGAUUUGUGGAAGAUAAAGUUGAACGAGGAUGUCAGUCUGAAGUGAUACCACCUACAGACGAUGUCUGCCAGAAUAAUGAGCAUUGCAAACCGUGUGAUGUAAACAACUGUAAUAACGAUGAAGGCCGGGUGUUCCAGGUGACCAAAUGUGUUCAGUGUGAUACAAGCGUCGAUAACACUGGAACCUGUCUGGAUGGGACACUAGCUGCUUCCAACUGUGCAAGUCCGUCGGACGGGAAGUGCUUUACAAAGAUUCUUGAUGAUGGAUCCCUCCAACGUGGCUGCCAUGGCGAAUUAACUGCACAAGAGGUUACAGACUGCACCGGACCAACGUGCGCGAUCUGCACCGAAGACAAUGGUUGCAAUAAGGGAAUCUUCCCUGCCGAUAGACUGCAGUGUCAUCAGUGCAAGAAGGCUGAUAGCGCAAGUUGUUCCGAUGAGUUGACCACGGAGGUCAAUUCCAAGAUUUGCUCGAUUUACCAAGCGGAUGACAAGUGUUACUCGCGGGUGACUGCGGCUUUGAAUUUCGAACGCGGAUGCCAGUCGGAUUUGCCAGACAACGAAAAGUCCUGCAACGGUUUGGAAAACUGCUUUGAAUGCGAUGGUAAAAACUGCAACUCGUUAUCCGAGCAGACACUCACGGAAUCCACCAAAUGCCGGCGAUGCACCUCGGACGAUGCUGGAUGUCUAGACGGGACGGCUCCAGCUCAAAGCUGUGGCCAAACAGGAGAUUCGUGCUUUGUUCGCAUCAAUAAUGAUGGAAAGCUGGAACGGGACUGUCUGUCGACACUCAAGACCGAUGCCGAAAAGGUAAAGUGCAACAGCGAUACUGACAAAACGUGCAUAUCUUGUACUGAAGCAGGCUGUAACAACCAGAAGUGGCGCAAGUGCCACAAGUGUGAGGGAGAUGCGUGUAAAGACGAACAACCAGGAGAGGGCGAACAUUGUACGAAUUAUAAGGAAUCAGACAAGUGCUACGAACGGUUUCUGGACGGUACGGAUGUUGAACGAGGCUGUGAAUCGGACCUGGAUCCCGCGACGGAGAAUGUUUGCGUCGCAAAUCAGCAGUGUAAAACGUGCAGCGAUUCAGAUGGUUGCAACAAGGACGUCAGCACCGCAUUCCGGGAGACCAAAUGCGUACAGUGCAAAUCAUCUGAAGAUGCGGAUGGAAGCUGUCUCAAGGGAACGAAGGCGGAAGAAAUUUGCGCUGAUCCAGAUGGAAAGUGCUAUUCAAGGAUCAUUGCUGGUGGCAUUCUGGAACGAGGUUGCCGCAGCGCACUGACUGCCCAAGAUCAAACCGCGUGUACUGGGGAGCAAUGCAUCCUGUGCGGCGAUGCUGGGUGCAACAAGGGGGUGUUUCCGGAAAACAGACUGCUCUGCUACCAGUGUAAGAAUACGAAUGGCAAUGAUGUCAGCUGCUCGAACGAGUUGACCGGAGAUUCCAAAGCCGGUGUUUGCAAGAUCUACAAAGCGGAUGAUAAGUGCUACUCGCGGGUGACUGCUACUUUGAAUUUCGAACGCGGAUGCCAAUCGGAUCUUGGAGAUAAUGCCAAAGUUUGCGAUACACAGAGCAGUUGCUUGGAAUGUGAUGGUAAAAACUGCAACUCAUUGUCCGAGCAGACACUCAAGGACUCAACCAAAUGCCAGCGAUGCACCUCGGACGAUGCUGAAUGUCUAGCCGGAACGGCUCCAGUUCAAAGCUGUGGCCAAACAGGAGAUUCUUGCUUUGUUCGCAUCAAUAAUGACGGAAAGCUCGAACGUGACUGUCUGUCGACACUCAAGACCGAUGAAGAAAAGGUAAAGUGCAACAGCGAUACUGACAAAACAUGCAUAUCUUGUACUGAAGAAGGCUGUAACAACCAGAAGUGGCUCAAGUGCCACAAGUGUGAUGGAGAUGCGUGUAAAGCAGCACAACCAGGAGAGGGCAAAUAUUGUACGAAUUACAAGGAAUCAGACAAGUGCUACGAACGGUUUCUGGACGGUACGGAUGUUGACCGAGGCUGUGAAUCGGAUCUGGACCCCGCUACGGAGAAUGUUUGCGUCGCAAAUCAGCAGUGUAAAACGUGCGAUGUAGAUAGUUGCAACAAUGACGUCAGCACCGCAUUUCAGGAGACCAAAUGCGUACAGUGCAAAUCAUCUGAAGAUGCAGAUGGAAGCUGUCUCAAGGGAACAAAGGCGGAGGAAGUUUGCGCUAAUCCAGAUGGAAAGUGCUAUUCAAGGAUUAUUGCUGGUGGCAUUCUGGAACGAGGUUGCCGCAGCGCACUGACUGCCCAAGAGCAAACCGCGUGCACGGGAGAGCUUUGCAACCUGUGCGGCGAUGCUGGGUGCAACAAGGGGGUGUUUCCGGAAAACAGACUGCUCUGCUACCAGUGUCAAAGUACGGAUGAUGCCAGCUGCUCGAACGAGUUGACCGGAGAUGCCAAGGCCGGUGUUUGCAAGAUCUGGAAAGCGGAAGAUAAGUGCUACUCGCGGGUGACUGUUACAUUGAAUUUCGAACGCGGAUGCCAAUCGGAUCUGGGAGAAAACGUCAAUGCUUGCGAUGCACUGAACGAUUGCUUGGAAUGUAAUGGUAAAAACUGCAAUUCAUUGUCCGAGGAUAAGUUAAAAGCAGCAGCCAAGUGCUUGAAGUGUGAUUCUGACGAAACAGGUUGCGUAGACGCUACGUCCGAAAUUGUUUCAGCUAAUUGUGAUAAUGUGGAGGAUUCCUGCUUCGUACGCGUUAACAAUGGUAAACUGGAACGCAACUGUCUGCAGACGCUUAGUGAGGCGGACCAAGCCAAAUGCAAGGACGCCAAUGAUCAGUCUUGCGUGACCUGUUCCGCGCAGGGGUGUAAUGUGGAAAAGUGGAUCAAGUGCCAUCAGUGCAAAGAGUCUUCUAGUUCUACCUGCAACGCAGCACAGGUCGAUGACAAUGCUCAGUUUUGUGCCAAUUACAAGGUUAACAACCAGUGCUACGAGCGUUUGGAGAGCGAAAAGGUCGUUCGAGGAUGCGCCAACGAUCUCAGCGAGGCAGCUUGCGCCAAUAACCUGGAGUGCAGCACGUGUGCGGAAAGUGCAUGCAACAAGGCAGCUGCGAAUUCGCUGAAGACUAACCAGCGGUGUCUGCAGUGUAGUACCGCUUCGGACGAAGGCGGUCUUUGUCUGGCUGGAACAGCGACGUCUCAAGCUUGCAAAAAGGAAUCCGGUGGCAAAUGUUUCAACCAGGUUCAACCAGAUGGUCAACUGAAACGAGGCUGCCAAGGGGAGCUAACUGCUGCCGAAGUUACCGCGUGCACGGGUGAUUCCUGCAAAAUCUGCGACUCAGCAGAUUGCAACACAGGCCUGUUCCCAGCGAACCGCCUAAAGUGCUACCAGUGCAAGUCCUCGGCGGACGAGAGCUGCAAGAACGAACUGCAGGGCACAGACAAGUCCCUCUACUGCAAGCUCUACGUAGCGCAGGACAAGUGCUACAGCCGCGAUGCCACUGAUAAAGAAUUCGAACGUGGCUGCCAGUCGGAUUUGGGCCUCAACGUGGACGCGUGCAAGGAUCUCGACGGAAAGCACUGCAAGACCUGUGCCGAGCCGGACUGUAAUGCCAUAUCGAAAAUUAAGCUCAACGGAGCCGGGGCGAUCGCGCUGAACGUGGUGCUGGUGGUUGUGGCUGCGGCUGCAGCAGCAAUCGCUGGGCUGUGAGGGUGAGGGUUAAUACUGGGUGCAAUAAAGAUAGAACAACUUUAA